Messenger RNA from Rubroshorea leprosula, 1162 nucleotides. The record is from the annotation of a GenBank genome assembly. Lineage: Eukaryota; Viridiplantae; Streptophyta; Magnoliopsida; Malvales; Dipterocarpaceae.
AAAACAGAGAUUUUUAAAGAAGCACAAAAGCCAAACCAACCAACCAACAACAUAUCCCAAACCCCAAAAGCUCUCAACGGUUUUGUGACUCUCUUCUAUUCUUACCACACACAACUACAGGAGAAGAAUGGAGGGGACAGAGGAGGUUAUUUCUGUUGAGCUACCAGCACCUCCUUCUUGGAAGAAAUUGUUUUUUCCCAAGAAAGGCAGUACGCCAAGGAAGAAUGAGAUCGUAUUCAUUGCUCCAUCUGGAGAGGAGAUCAACAACAGAAAACAAUUGGAGCAGUAUCUGAAGUCACACCCUGGUAAUCUGGCAAUAUCCGAGUUUGAUUGGACAACUGGCGAGACUCCAAGGAGAUCUGCGAGGAUCAGUGAGAAGGCCAAGGCAACUCCAACACCAGAGAAGGAACCUCCAAAGAAGCGAAACCGGAAGUCAUCUGGUUCAAAGAAGGAAAGUAAGGAAGCAGAGGCUACACCUGAAAAGGGUGAGAGUGAAAAAGAUACACAAGCAACUGAAGAGGAUGCAGCUGAUUCUAAGGAAAAUCAGGUUGAAAAUGGAGGUGAGAAAAAGGAAGCUGACCAGACUGACAACACUGAUGCCAAGAUGGAAGCAGCUGGUCCUGAGGAAACCCCAGCUCCAAAGGAAGUUCCUGAGACAGCAACAGAGGACAAACCUGCAGUGGACUCCACGGAGAAGGUGCCACCUAGCCAAGCAGAGAAAGAGAAUGGCACAUGUGAGAAAAUAACAGAGAACCCAGAAACUGUAAUAGCUGGGGCAAAUGGAGAAGCAGAGAAAAAGAUUCAAGAUGUGCAGGAGGAUGAUGGGAAAUGUAAUGUUCUGGCAGAGGAAAAUGGUAAAGUUAACCAAAAUGAGCAGACAUCAGGUGCAACUGCUGUAAGCAACUGAAUGCAUCCCCAGGUGCAUCUUCUGUCUGCUUUGUAGAGCAUGUCUCUGUAUUUUAUUAGAGUAACUUGACAUAAAAGGAUGAUUAUAACCGUAAUGUUAUUGAUGCUAGAUUUCGUUGUAUGUUGGACAAUCAACCCGUAUCCCCUGUAAGGGUAGAUCUUUAAAUACUGCUGCUUUUGUUGUAUUGUGCAGGAACUUAGAUUGUAGACUUUUGAAACUUAUGAAUCUUAUGUUUAGUAACUUCAGUUGCCCAAA